GAAUAGUAAGGAGAUCAAAAUUGAUGAAAAAUGUACAAGAUGAAAAGAAUCAACUGUUAUAUGGUCGAGAUUUGAAAAAAAUAAUUCUGAACUUGAGAAGACUUUCAAGGAUACAUUACGAAAUUCUGGAUUCAUUGGUGAAACUAAAUUCCGUGAUGUCUUUAGAUAUUGCUGUUUGGAUGACUUCGAAUUUCAUUAACCUUGUAACAACAAUUUUUAUCAUCAGCAUGUCGCUACAUUCUGGUCAGCUAGCUGUGUUGCACUUUUUGUGGUUUUUCUUUGAAAUAUUCAAGGUUUAUUUCAUCAUCUCGAUUUGGAGCGAAGUAUCUGAUGAGGCAAACAAAAGUGUUACUUUAAUCCACGACAUUUGGAAUGAAUAUAUGCAAAAUGGGAGAUUCCAGAGGGAACUACUCUAUCUGCAGUAUAUUUGCAUGAGGAUGCAUGCAACAAAAUUGAAACUCUCUGCAUAUGGAUUCUUCCCUUUGGUCAAAACAAUUCUGCACUCUAUUGUGGCUUCUUCUACAAUGUUCAUUAUUAUCCUCAUUCAACUGAAAACAUGAGCCUCUAUUGUUAGAAGACGAAUGUCAAGGCGACACAUCAAUUGGGGUGUACUAGAAGUUGUUUAGUUAAUAUGCACCUCUUUUUCUAGUAGAUACAUAA
Molecule: messenger RNA, 660 nt
Organism: Coccinella septempunctata (seven-spotted ladybird)
Lineage: Eukaryota; Metazoa; Arthropoda; Insecta; Coleoptera; Coccinellidae
Exons: 3
Coding region: 24-560 (178 amino acids)
Biological process (GO): sensory perception of taste
Cellular component (GO): axon; neuronal cell body; dendrite
Source: RefSeq, a predicted model, not a curated record